ACCGACCCAUUCUUUUCUUCCCAACUACCAGUUUUCUCCUGUUGAGUUCUGUCUUCUGGGAUGCAUCAUCUGCACCCUUGCUUCUCUUUUAUCUAACUGCGUGUGGGUUUCUCUCUCGUGCGUUUCCAAAAAAUCGAGUUGCAUUUAGAUCGGCACCUAACCGAUCCCCUCACUACUCGCUAUACGUCGUCCGGCGCAACGUCAGAGCCUGGUUGUACCUUGUUCCGUCCAACCUUGGUCUCAUUUUCAUUCCUAUCGCCCUCCCCGUCCAUCGCCAUUCUUCACUGAGUGUAUGAUGACGUUGUAGCUGUUCGCCAGCCCGUUUGUUUUAUCUGAUCUUGCAGCCAUCUUGAAUUUCGAUAGACCUUCUUGCAGCCAAUUCAGCAACUGUUAAGUCGAAUUGAUUCGCGCGCAUUGUGCGAAUAACAACAGGCAAGAUGAUUGGCAGUCUCUUCUUCAUCCUCAAUCGGCUCUUAGAGCUUAUUCUUCUAAUUCCGAUCAUCGGAAUGAUGGCCUACUUUGUCAACGGCUAUCUGAACGCAAACAUGAUUACCCCGGCCUAUAUCCUGGUCAUUUUCAUUGUCAGCGUCAUUGCGGCUUUCUGGUGUAUCGAUACCAUGAUUCGUAUUUCAACCACUCGACGUUCAGCGAUGUUCGUCGCUUUCGUGGAUCUACUAUUCUUCGGCGCAUUUAUCGCAGGGGUCUACGAACUGCGAUUCAUCACGAAUGCCGACUGUGCGCACUGGAAUGGAGGCUCAGUGUACAUUUCGCUUGGUCCCUUCGGAUACUAUGGCUACACCUCGGACAAUCCGCUGUCAUUCCACAUCAACAAAACAUGCGCGAUGCUCAAAGCUUGCUUUGCAUUGGGGAUAAUCGAGGUGAUCCUAUUCUUCUGGACGGCGAUACUGGCGAUGAUGAUCUACCGCCGACCGGACACGGUUGUCAAGGAGACGACUGUGCGGCGCCGCAGUCACAGCAGUCGACGCGGUCAUAGGCGCCAUAGCAGCUCACGCAGCCGACAUCACUAUGAAGUCUAGGAUUGAUUUCUCUAUUUACGACUUUACGGACUACGAUGGAAUGGUAUAUGGUUCAUGAUGGAAAUUAUUGAUGAUGCACAGAGGGCCGUUUUAGGGGUUAGGCCCAUGGAGAGAUGCGAUCACGCUCACGACUUACGAGAC
Messenger RNA from Aspergillus fijiensis CBS 313.89, 1178 nucleotides. RefSeq lists its product as uncharacterized. Lineage: Eukaryota; Fungi; Ascomycota; Eurotiomycetes; Eurotiales; Aspergillaceae. Bases 438 to 1037 code for a protein of 199 amino acids. The record is from RefSeq and is a predicted model, not a curated record. The transcript has 2 exons.